GUAUGUAGCAAAGUAGAGAGCUUCUGAGAGAGAGAGUGGCGAAUUGGUCACGUGACCCCGCCGGCUCUGAUUGGUUGGGGAUAUUUACGCUCCAUAGGAUGACAUUUUGGAAGGAGAAGAGGUUAAAAACGUGUGCAUCGCUAGAAAAUGGAGCAAACAGAAAAAAAGAGUGAACUCACAAACGCUCGAAUUUAUUGCUACAAGUUUAAAAGCGAGGGUUUGAUCGCCGACAGACCGCCAGCAGAAAUAUCGGUCGUUUCUGUUCCGAUGGGAGAAGAACUCUACAAGAAUAUGUUGGACGUGCUGGCAGAUAACAAAAUUAUAAUAGAUGAAGAUACUGCUUUCAAGACAAUUAACGAAGAUAAAAAGUAUAAAGAGUGUACCGAGAAUGUUGAAAAUAUUGCAUACAACAAACUUAACAAAGAUAAAAAGUACAAUAAAGAGAAGCAUGGUUGUUCCCGUUUAAAAAGCAUGAAACAAUUAAAACAAUGGACAAAUACUGUUAAACGAGGUGGAACAAAGUUGGAUAAGUGGAGACAGAUGAAAAUGGAAACGUUUGAACGAGUUACAGAAGCAAGAAAAUCCUCACAACAGGUAACAACAAGGACUAUACAAGAAUGGGCGAUGUCUGCAGCGUCUCCUUUCUUAUCAAAAACGUUUGUUUUCUAUGCAAGUAAAGGUUGGGCAAAACGAUUCAAACUAAAAUAUAAAGUACAAACCAAAAGCAAUGACCAAAGCGAUGAUCAAAGCGAUGAGUAAUAUAUGUUAUUUAUUUAUACUUAUAUACAGAGUAUUAAUUUUCCACCGCCCAUUAAGUACAUAGUGUUGUUCCUUCAGAAAGUUGAGUCGAAAAGUCCUUAACUCAAUAACUCUUUCGUGAAACAUUAUAAGGAAAAAUAGUUCAGGACUUUUCGACUCAACUUUCCAUGAGGAAUAACACUAUAUACUUAGUGGGUGGUGGAAAAUUAACACGUAUACGUAACUAUAUAUACUGUAUCAUAUAGAUAUGAUAAUGCUCAAGAAACAAAUAUAAGGUACAAAUAAAUUUUUAACUUUCA
Messenger RNA from Ooceraea biroi (clonal raider ant), 1058 nucleotides. RefSeq lists its product as uncharacterized. Lineage: Eukaryota; Metazoa; Arthropoda; Insecta; Hymenoptera; Formicidae. The record is from RefSeq and is a predicted model, not a curated record.